AUUGUGUUGUUUCGAUAAUCUAUAUAAUGAACGCACAUAGACUUCGUGGAAACGUUAGUGUAUUGAUUUACGUAAAAAAAAUGAAAAGUCUGCGAAAAACUUGAUUUGAUUUCGAUUUUUCGAAUCUAAUUGAUAAUGAAAAUUAACAGAAAUCGGUUGUGUUAAUGAAAAAAAAUAUGAGAAAAUUCAAAUAAACCUUUAAAAAAACUGUAGACACUCGUAAGACGAGUAGGAUUGAGAGUGGGAUAAGAAAGAAAGAAAAAUUCAGCCGAGAACUGCAAGAAAUUUCAUCUCUUGCUUUUUCUGUUCUAUCUAUAUUGGGUUAUGCCAACGAAAUACUAUCAAUAGCUAAGGAGCCGACGUUCUUCAGCUGGACUAAGAAAACAAAUGAGUUUGAAGAAUACAGAUUUCCAAGUUGGAGCUACUGUUUGAAUGUUAUAAGAAAGUGGAUCGGAUUCGGAUAGGUUCUCGUUUCUUUAUCCUUUAAGUUUUGGGUUGAAUUUUGAAAAAUUAUCUACCACUACUACCAGGUUAAUUUGCUAAUUUUAUUUCUGAAAAAUACUGAAAAGUCGGACAAAUUCUGAAAAAGUUACAAAAAUAUUCUAAUUUUUUCGGAGUUCUUUUCGGAAAGUUUUCGGAGUUUUUCUUUUAAAAAAAUCAUAAUUUUUCGAAAUUAAAAAUCCCAAGCCUUGACGUCUACCGACCUCCGUAAAUUCAAAGGUCUCAUGUAAGACACGGGGCCACUAUCGCAAAAUUGUCAAUAAUAAACACUUUGGUAUUCAACGAUGCCGAAAUCGUACGAAAAUUACGUAUCCUCAUCACUACUUACGACAUUUUGUAAUUACUACCCCAACAAUCUGCAUUACCCCUAUCAUAGCUGCUAUGCCUCUAUACUCUGGUACCAUUUAGUGAUUUUUAAUGAAACUUGUUUUUGUCGCUUCGAUCAAGAGUCAGAACCUUGGCUGCAAAAAGCCUUUCAAAAUGAUCUACUGCUGCUUAGUAUGUGACAGCAGUUCGACGACUCUACUUUUAUUCGUCGUGAUCGUCCCAUAUGUAACGUGACAAUAAAUUUGAUAAAAAAGUCUUCUGUUCACAUUGUUCUAAGAAAAAUGGAUGUUGACAACUCUACCGAUCUCGAUUUGACGCUUGACACACGGAAAUACCUGCUGUACAAUGCCAAUGAGUCUGACGUGAAGUUCAUGUUUAAUGUAGUUUCAACUGGUGACUCAUCAAGUUUCGAAGUGUUUAUCUACGCCCACAAGCGUAUUUUAAGCAUUGGCAGCUGUGUGUUCUCCAAAAUGUUUAAUGGGUUAAUGGCUGCCUCCUCGUCUUCCAGUGACAACACAAUCUACAUUACAGACAUUCCGAUUGAAUGUUUUAGGAACAUUCUGAAAUUUAUCUACAUCGGUGUCGUCGAAUUUAAUAUGGGAAACAUUGUGGAAGUCAUGUAUGCUGCCCAUAAAUAUCAAAUAUGCAAACUGGAAACGAUGUGUUGCGAGUUCCUCUACGAAAAUCUCCAAAUUUCCAAUGUUUUGGAAAUAUACGAAUUGACGAUAAUGUUCAACAACGACAUAACGAAAAGGUGUUUGCAAUGGAUUGAUGAUCUGUUCGCUGAUCUCGUCAAAUGGAACAGUUUCAUGAUGUUGAAAAAGCCAACGCUUAUGGAUCUGCUGAAACGUGAUACUUUAAAUAUUCGCGAGCUGGACUUGUUCAAGUCCGUUUAUAAAUGGGCCGAAAAUUACUGUACAGAAGCAUCCACGGAACCAAAUGACGAAAAUUUGAGAAAAGCUGCCGAUAAUUUCACUCACAUUCGUUUUCCUACGAUGAAUUUCAAUGAAUUUGCGGAAUGUACCCGCUACGGUUUAAAUAUACUGACGUCAGACGAGAAAAUCGACGUAUGGGACGCUCUUUCGAAAGUACAGCCCAGCACUCGAUUCAACUCGAAAUUUAGAAUUCGGUCCGCUACAGCAUUCAGAACUUUUGUUUUUCCUAAUGCGGGAGCAGUGUACUGCGAAAAUGGAAGGUACUCGUUUGAGUUUCACGUGAGCCGUAUGGUCUUCUUAAAUUACAUUUCCGUCAUACGAAAUUGUUCGGUCAAAAUAUACGAGAAAGAUUCAGGAGAAACGCAUUACGCGAAGGGCAAAGAGUGCGCGAUUCAAGUGAACCGUAAGCAAUAUCUUCCAUACACAUUCGUGCCGCAUGUAAGUUACGCCAUCGUAACGGUAGAGCACUUCCAAAGUCACCACAAAGCACAAAGCAAUCCAGGUCAUUUCAAAAGUUACACUGAAAUGCACCGAUAUUUCAAUAGUGUUUCGAAGAUGAGUUAUUGUAGUUUCGACGAACAUAAUCCGUUUGUGUUUCAGGUACCACAAUACUCUCUCAUUAAAAUGAUAUCAUUCCAUACAAGCAAAUUUAAAUAAAAUCAUCCAGUGGGCCACCACAUGACUAUUGAUAGGGUUGAGUUGGUAAAGUUAUAUGAUGGAAUGGGUGGGAAGAAGAAAAAAACGAAAGAUGAACGGGUUUCUCUGCUGUAAUUUUCAAUUUCAGAUGUUUACGGAAUGUAUGAUUAGAAGUAAUGUUUUACUAAAGGGACAAGAUUAAAAGAAAAUAUUCAGAACUAAUUAAAAUCAUAAAUUAAAGAAGCAAAAUAAUGUAUAGUGUCGUUUCUAUAAUUAUGUAUAAUUGAACAGACCGGCGUAUCCAGCACAGUUAUUGGAAAUUGACUAAAUUGAGUUAGUAGCUCUGGCUAUCAGAAAGCAUAACGAAAACCCUGCUGCUUCAAACGACAGUCUACAGAAAAUUUUCACUGACUGUGCUGUAUUAUUAUAAAAAAUGAUCGUAAAAAAUUAAAAUAA
Bradysia coprophila is the source of this 2855-nucleotide messenger RNA. RefSeq names its product BTB/POZ domain-containing protein 6-A-like. NCBI's taxonomy places the organism in Eukaryota, Metazoa, Arthropoda, Insecta, Diptera, Sciaridae. The record is from RefSeq and is a predicted model, not a curated record. Gene Ontology annotation, molecular function: protein binding.